UUCAGUAAAUCAAGGCGAUCUAUCAAUUCUGCGCUUCGCCUGCGAGCAGAAAGACGUCCACCCUUUAUCUGAGCUGGAAGGUGAAGGCGGCAGGGAGGCACCGGUGACAGCAGCAGCUCCAUCCGGCGGAGGAUGCCGCUAUAAUGGGUGUUUUCACAGGCAGCGGACUCAAUAACACUUCUCGUUUUUGCAGAUUGUGAUUAAAAAAAAGAAAAGCCGAGCGUUUUGACGCCCGCCAGCUCGCGUUAGUUCUCCCCGCGGUCCCGAGGGGUUUUUGUCGUUGUCUCGCUCACACUCUUCAAACGAGCAAUAUACGAAGACGCGUACGCGAGGGACGGCCCGCAAACCGCAAACAUGUCUGGGGCGUCCGUUAAAGUGGCUGUGCGAGUUCGGCCCUUCAACUCCAGGGAGAUCAGCAAGGAGUCAAAAUGUAUCAUUCAGAUGCAAGGCAACACUACAACUAUUGCCAACCCUAAAGCCCCAAAGGAACCACCAAAGACCUUCAGCUUUGAUUACUCCUACUGGUCACACACUACACAAGAAGACCCCUGCUUUGCAUCGCAAAAUCUUGUGUACAAUGACAUCGGUAAAGAAAUGCUGCAGCACGCUUUUGAAGGCUACAAUGUCUGCAUAUUUGCCUAUGGCCAGACAGGAGCUGGCAAGUCGUACACCAUGAUGGGCAAGCAGGAGGAAGGGCAGGAAGGAAUCAUUCCCAUGCUCUGUGAAGAUUUAUUCGAGAAAAUCAAUGAGGACAACAACAAGGAGGAGCUGUCCUACUCUGUAGAGGUCAGUUACAUGGAGAUUUACUGCGAGAGAGUGCGAGAUUUGCUCAAUCCCAAGAACAAAGGCAACCUAAGAGUGCGUGAGCACCCUCUGCUUGGCCCCUAUGUUGAAGACCUGUCAAAGCUAGCAGUCACCUCCUACACAGACAUCGCUGACCUAAUGGAUGCAGGCAACAAGGCUAGAACUGUUGCUGCCACCAACAUGAAUGAGACCAGCAGCAGGUCCCAUGCUGUUUUCACCAUUGUCUUCACACAGAGGAAACAUGACAGUGAAACAGACCUCUCAACAGAAAAGGUGAGUAAAAUCAGUUUGGUGGACUUGGCAGGAAGUGAACGUGCAGAUUCCACUGGAGCUAAAGGUACCAGGCUAAAGGAGGGAGCAAACAUCAACAAAUCUCUUACCACAUUAGGAAAGGUCAUUUCUGCCCUGGCUGAAGUGGAUAACUGUACCAGCAAGAGCAAGAAGAAGAAGAAGUCUGACUUCAUCCCAUACAGAGACUCUGUUCUUACGUGGCUGCUGAGGGAGAACCUUGGUGGAAACUCCAGAACAGCAAUGGUAGCAGCUCUGAGUCCUGCUGAUAUCAACUAUGAUGAAACCCUGAGCACACUCCGCUAUGCUGACCGAGCCAAGAACAUCAAAUGCAAUGCUGUCAUCAAUGAGGAUCCCAACAAUAAGUUGGUGCGUGAGCUGAAGGAUGAAGUGGCUCGACUGAAGGAACUUCUUCGUGCUCAAGGCCUGGGAGACAUCCUGGACAUUGAUCCAAUGGGAGAUGAUUACCCAGGAAGUGGAAUUAAAUAUCUCAAAGACAUUCAGAACAAUAAGAAUAGAUACUUGAUAGCCUCAGAGAACCAACGCCCUGGCCAUUUCUCCACAGCCCCCAUUGGUUCCUUGACAGCUUCUCCAUCCUCUGGGUCACUGUGCAACCAGGGGGGGCUGCAGUCAGUCACUAGCAUCCAGGAGCGCAUCAUGUCCACUCCAGGAGGAGAGGAGGCUAUAGAAAGACUCAAGGAGUCAGAAAAGAUCAUUGCCGAGCUCAAUGAAACCUGGGAAGAGAAACUGCGAAAGACUGAGGCCAUCCGCAUGGAGAGGGAGGCCUUGCUCGCAGAGAUGGGUGUGGCAAUCCGAGAAGAUGGCGGCACGCUGGGUGUAUUCUCUCCUAAAAAGACUCCACACCUGGUGAACCUAAAUGAGGAUCCUCUCAUGUCAGAGUGUCUGCUCUACUACAUCAAAGACGGAAUUACGAGGGUUGGUCAGGCCGAUGCUGAACGGCGACAGGAUAUUGUUUUAAGUGGUGCUCAUAUCAGGGAGGAGCACUGCAUCUUCCAUAGUGAGAGGAAUGCCAAUGGAGAUGUUAUCGUCAUGCUGGUGCCCUGUGAAGGAUCAGAGACCUAUGUAAACGGCAAGCGAGUGGAAGAUGCAAUCCAGCUUCGUUCAGGUAACCGUAUUAUCAUGGGAAAGAACCACGUAUUCCGGUUCAACCACCCAGAACAGGCCAGGGCCGAGAGGGAGAAGACACCAUCUGCUGAAACCCCUGUGGAACCUGUUGAUUGGACGUUCGCUCAGAGAGAACUUCUGGAGAAGCAGGGAAUCGACAUGAAGCAGGAGAUGGAAAAAAGGCUGACUGAGAUGGAAAUCCUGUAUAAAAAGGAGAAGGAAGAAGCAGAUCAACUUCUGGAGCAGCAGCGACUGGUUUAUGAGAGCAAAUUACAGGAACUCCAGAAACAGGUGGAGACCCGUUCCCUGAUCGCUGAGACGCCUGAUGAGGAAGAGCUGGAGGAGGAGGAGGAAGAGGAAGAACCUAAACUACUUGGAUUGCCCUGGACUCAGCAUGAAUAUGAGCUGGCACAGUGGGCGUUCAGGAAGUGGAGGUACCAUCAGUUCACCUCUCUCCGUGACCAGCUGUGGGGAAAUGCAGUCUAUCUGAAGGAAGCCAACGCUAUUAGCGUGGAGCUAAAGAAAAAAGUUCAGUUCCAGUUCGUCUUGCUGACAGACACACUGUAUUCGCCGCUGCCCCCUGAGCUCCUGCCCCCAGAACCUGAGAAAGAGCACAGCUCCAGGCCUUUCCCCCGCACCGUUGUGGCUGUGGAGGUUCAGGACCUUAAAAAUGGAGCGACGCACUACUGGUCCCUCGAGAAACUUAAGCAGAGGCUGGACCAGAUGAGAGAGAUGUAUGACCGUGCUGGUGAAAUGGCCUCCACACAUCAGGAGGAUGGAGAGGGCACGCUGACAGGAAAUGACCCCUUCUACGAUCGUUUCCAUUGGUUUAAACUCGUGGGGAGCUCCCCCAUCUUCCACGGCUGCGUUAAUGAGCACCUGGCCGAUCGCACGCCCUCGCCUACCUUCUCCACCACCGAUUCCGAGAUCACCGAGCUGGCAGACGAGCGCCAGAGCGAGAUGUCCGACUUGAUUGACGACGAGGCUUUCGUGGACGACACCAGUUCAGACACCGGCACCGAGGAGGGAUCAGACAUCUUCAGUGACGGCCAGGACCCCUUCUAUGACCGCUCCCCCUGGUUCAUCCUGGUGGGAAGAGCCUUCGUGUACCUGAGCAACCUGCUGUACCCUGUAACGUUAGUUCACCGUGUUGCCAUAGUAACAGAGAAGGGUGAGGUGCGUGGAUUUCUGCGUGUGGGGGUCCAGGCUAUAGCUGCUGACGAGGAGGCACCAGACUACGGGUCAGGAGUUAGGCAGUCUGGAACUGCCAAGAUUUCCUUUGACGACGAGUACUUCAAAAAGGUAAAGAAUGACUUCCCUUCUACGGUUAUGACUCGCUCCGGCUUGUCCCUGGAAGAGCUCCGCAUUGUGGAGGGUCAGGGUCAGAGUUCAGAGGUCAUCACACCCUCAGAGGAGCUCAACCGCAUUAACGACAUGGAUCUGAAGCUGGCCGACAUUGCAGACACUAAGCUGAGUCUUGGGGAAGGCCUAGCAGACCAGCUGGAGGUAGGCAGCAUCUUCACCUUCCGUGUCACCGUUCUCCAGGCCAGCGGCGUUCCUCCCGAGUACGCCGACAUCUUCUGCCAGUUCAAUUUCCUGCAUCGACAUGAUGAGGCUUUCUCCACCGAGCCGCUGAAGAACACAGGCAAAGGCUCUCCUCUGGGCUUUUACCACGUCCAGAAUAUUUCAGUAGAGGUCACAGAAUCUUUUAUUGAGUACAUCAAGAGCAAGCCCAUUGUGUUUGAGGUGUUUGGCCACUACCAGCAGCAUCCUCUGCAUCUCCACGGCCAGGAACUGAUCAGUCCACCAACACCAUCGAGGAAAUAUUACCCUAUUCCCAUGCCUCUAUCGAAACCAGUUCCAGCCACCAAGUUGAACACCAUCACCAAGUCCAACCUGGGCCACUGCGUCAGCAAAUACGACCUGCUCGUGUGGUUUGAGAUUAGUGAGCUGGAGCCCACCGGAGAGUACAUCCCAGCCAUAGUGGAUCACAGCGGUGGACUGCCCUGCCAUGGUACUUACCUACUACACCAGGGGAUCCAGCGGAGGAUCACUGUGACUCUCAUCCAUGAAAAGGGAAGCGAGCUCCACUGGAAGGAUGUCCGCGAGCUGGUCGUGGGUCGAAUAAGAAACAAACCUGAAGUGGAUGAUAGCGCUGCCGAUGCCGUUUUGUCCCUCAACAUAAUAUCCGCUAAGAACGUCAAGUCAUCCCACAACUCCAACAGGACUUUCUACCGCUUCGAGGCAGUGUGGGACAGCUCUCUGCACAACUCGCUCCUGCUCAACCGGGUGACACCAUACGGAGAGAAGAUCUACAUGACCCUGUCUGCAUAUCUGGAGCUUGACCACUGCAUCCAGCCUGCUAUCAUUACCAAAGACAUCUGCAUGGUCUUCUACUCCAGAGAUGCAAAGAUCUCCCCUCCCCGUUCCCUCAGGAACCUCUUUGGCAGUGGAUAUUCUAAAAGUCCUGACUGCAAUCGAGUGACUGGCAUCUACGAGUUGAGUUUGUGCAAGAUGUCUGACACCGGCAGUCCAGGGAUGCAGCGGAGGAGAAGGAAGGUGCUAGACACAUCUGUGGCUUAUGUGCGUGGAGAGGAAAACCUGGCCGGUUGGAGGCCCAGGGGGGACAGUCUCAUUGUGGAACACCAAUGGGAGCUGGAGAAAAUGGAGCAGCUGCAUGAGGUGGAGAAGACCCGUCACCUGCUCCUGCUGAGGGAGAAGCUGGGCGAGGCAGCUCCACUGGGAACAGCUCCCACCAGCAAAUCCCUGAGCGAACCCAUGUCCCCAAGCCUAAGCUCAGGCAGCUUGUCCACUUCUACCUCUAUCUCCUCGCAGAUCUCUAGCACCACCUUCGAAAGCGCCAUCACGCCCAGCGAGAGCAGCGGCUACGACUCUGCUGACAUCGAGAGUCUCGUCGAUCGCGAAAAGGAGCUGGCUACGAAGUGCCUGCGCCUGCUGACACAUACUUUCAACAGUGAAUAUAACCAGGUGGUCAACAGCAUCAGUGACUGCAAGCUAUCUGACAUCUCUCCAAUCGGACGUGACCCAUCAGUGACCAGCUUUAGCAGUGCCACCCUCACCCCCUCCUCCACCUGCCCUUCUCUGGCUGACUCCCGCUGUGGCUCCUUAGACCAAAAGACCCCAGAGAACAGCUCUCGUGCCUCUAGUCCUUCCUGCUCGGACUAUGAGAACUUCCCAAUGGUUCCCACUCUGGAGACUUCUUAUCUGGCUCGCGCUGGAAAGAACGAGUUCCUCAACCUGGUGCCUGAUAUUGAAGAAAUGAGGCCAGGAUCUGUUGUGUCCAAGAAGGGUUUCCUGAGCUUCAUGGAGCCGCGCUCCAACACGUGGGUGAAGCACUUUGUUGUUGUGCGUCGGCCCUACGUCUUUAUUUACAACAGCGACAAGGACCCGGUGGAGCGGGGCGUUCUCAACCUCUCCACAGCGCAGGUGGAGUACAGUGAAGACCAGCAGGCCAUGCUGAAGACUCCCAACACGUUUGCUGUGUGCACAAAGCACCGAGGAAUCUUGCUGCAGGCCAACAACGAGAAGGACAUGAACGACUGGCUGUACGCUUUUAAUCCCCUGCUCGCGGGAACGAUAAGAUCUAAGCUGGCGAGGAGGCGCAGUGGCCUAAUGAAGAACUGAGUGGACGGGAAAGCGCGGCUUCCAUCCUUUCUGAAAAGCCUUUGAACAAACCAAGUGUUAAAACUUAUUAAUCAUUGUGAUUCUUGACGGUUUUCUCUUGUAAGUAGACUUGUGGCUUAAGUCUCCUUUCAUGCGACUAAAAGUUUCCAUUUCUGGACCCUCUCUCUCUCUAACACCCCCUGCCAGCUUUCUCUCCCUCACCUCCUCCUCUGCUUUUUGUGUUUUUGUUUUUAUGACAAGGUUCGGGUCUGAUUCAGUUGCGCUUCGUUGUCAUUCCCUGACUCCCUAACUAGUAGCAUGUUGUAAUAGUCUACGUGUGUGUGCACGAUUCUUCAGAAACUGUUCUGACCACUACUACUUUUCAGUUUGCCAAUCACCUGUGAAAAUUGUCUCUAUCAGUGUUAAUCGUCUCCCGAGAUGAGUUUUGUUUUUAUUACCAUGCUAGCAUGAUAACUGCAGCAGUCCUCAGGAGAAGGUCAGGUUUGCUUACUCAUAAAAAAAAAAAAAAACUAAUCAGAAAACCUACAGUUGAUAUCAUGUGACUUUACAAUUCUGCUACAGGAAAAGGCAACUGUAAGAAGUGCUGCUAAUGAAUUUAUGGGUUUUAUUCCUCUAUGAGAUCUACAUCAGGCCGCUGGCUCUUCCUAAAGUAGGCUCUAGAUCCCCUGUACCAUCCUCCUAGAGGCCUCUAGAAUCAAAAUGUGAAAAAUGUGUCCCAGCUCAGCAAGAAAUGAGGGCAGCACUGGAUUUCCACCGUGGCCCAUGUGAUGUUUAGAUGCCACUCUCUGUACAUACACCAACUCCGCCCCCAGUAGUACUGCGAGAUAUACUUACAAUCAUGCAUUCAUGUCAGCAUAAAAACACAGUAACUGAAGAAACAUGCUGAAGAUUAAUUCAUGUUUGAGCAGUGAAACGUGACAAUGGAUUGUUCCUGCAGUAGAUAUUUGUACGUCUUUUUGCUAUUUCACCCAAAAGAGGGCUUUGAGUAGAACACAAGACGAGAGAUGGCCAGUACUGAAGAGGGACAAACAUUUGUACAUAUCUGAUCUGGGUUCAGUGUGGUAGACAAUUCUCAUUCCUCUCACCCAGUGUAGUGUUUAUUUCCUCACACUAACGUGGUGAGACUCAACCUUUACUGAUGUUUUCAACUGUCGUCUGUGUGUGAUACGAAAGACAAAACAAAGCGUAGUGAAGUGGGAUAAAGGAGGAGACGCAGAAUGAAGUUGCGAAGCUUUAGCCUUGAUGCCAGUAGUUAAAUGAAGACGCUGCCUGCGCACAGCACAGCCUGCAGAAAACCUAACCAUACGUCACCGUCACACAAGUGUUGGAUGAAGUACCUGCUGUUCAGCAGCACCACACGUUACCAUGUGUACCUUUUUUGUUCUCGAAUUGAAAUCAAUGUUUAUUAACAUUAUGUUUUUCUACUCUGCUCUUAAUCAUUCCAUAGUGCUGUUUUAUAUCAAAUGUAACAGGGCAUUGAUUCCUAAUUAAUUUCUAACCAACUUUAUUGGUUUAACCUUAUUUUUGCACAUUAACACAUAUCUAUAGCAAGACGAAGGCAGAUCACGUGUGUUCGGUCAAGGUUAUUUCUCAUGAAGAUGAGAGCACAUAUCAAGGCUACACUGGAUUGUUUUGUUUUUUUCUCGAAGGAAUGAAGUGAUGUUAAAGGGAUGGUGUGUACUCAAAGGUUUUACUUAUGCUAUUGUUUAUGAAAGUCUUUGCUCUGUACAUCGCAUACAGCUGCCACAUUGGGCUUCUGGUGAACUCAUUAUAUUGCGAUCGGUGCCUCUGUCUCUGCAAACGGCAGAAGUGUGAGAAGUACAGAUGGGCAUUAGUUAAAUGCUGGCCAGCCAACCAGUAGGAUGCCUGCUGUAGCAUAUGAAGGGGAUAUUGGUGUUCAGUGUGUUGAAACAGAGGCAUCUGUACAUUAUUAGUGGAACUAUUGUCAACAUUUAUUUAUUUAUUUUUUUUGCUGAUGUCAAAACAGAAAGUAAUUCCCUCAGAUGUCGGAAUGAAUGUCAGUGCCCUCAGGUCAGCCAGCCUGUUGCUCAGAGAAACAAUGAGAGAAAAGAUUUAGUCUAUUAAAAAAUAUCUAUAUAUAUAUAUAUCUAUAUCUAUGCACUGAUCAAAGCUCUAAGUCACAGCCACCUCAGCGUAUUCAACAUGUCAGAGCAAACAUUUUCUCUUUAGCUGCUCAUUUGCGGAGAUCAAUAUUAUCAAUAUAUGUGGAUUGUGUAUUUAUUAUUUGCAAUGUAUAUAUUAGUUUGCAGCUCUUUGCACAAAAUAAUAAAAAGGUUCAACUAACGGAUCAAAUAAAGUCUGUGCGGUUUAGUUGUUCUGCUCAGAGUGAACCAAAUGAUGGUGUGGUAGCCUGUUCCAGUCGUACUGGGAGAGAUUGAAUGUACUAUGAAGAUGUGUUUUUCUCCAUUAAUACAAAUGUGGAAUCCACUGCAUCUUUUCAGGGGAGGUGAGUUACAAUAGUGCUUCCUCUUUAUUCGAAAGUGGUUUGAGUGGAAGUCUGCUUUUCAUUUGAAGUUUAAUUUUCUCACUAAUCAUGCCAAGCGUCUACAUCCUAACACAAGGUGGUUCUCACUUGUUUUAUUUUUCUAAUAUCAGGGAAUAUAGUCCACAGUAGCUAGUGACAUCUAGAGUAACACUAACGUUUGUGCUGGUGUCUUUUUUUCACCCCAGCACUUUCUUUUUCGUUGAUGCCUUUCAAACAAAUCUAGCCAUGAUAUUUUACAUCUUCCCCUCUGACAAUUAAUCAGUUGACUUGGUUCCCUUUGGAGGACAAACCAUGACAUUAACACUGUACAUUAUUUGUCAGACUAGUUUCAUUUUCAUACUUAUUUUGUAAAUAUCUGUGUUGUAUGGGGCUUGAAUUAAAAUGUAAAUAUGUUUACUGUAUUUGUAAUAAUUAUAAUCCAUUCGCUGUAUAGCAUAGAUGUGUCAUGCAGAUAUCCUAAUUCUGUGUAUGGUAAUCUUGCACCAUUGAACUGUUUAGUGAAUGAGGCAACAAUAAAAGUGCAAACUGUGCAUUAGCAGAACAA
Molecule: messenger RNA, 8912 nt
Organism: Betta splendens (Siamese fighting fish)
Lineage: Eukaryota; Metazoa; Chordata; Actinopteri; Anabantiformes; Osphronemidae
Gene: kif1b
Product: kinesin family member 1B
Exons: 50
Coding region: 355-5862 (1835 amino acids)
Biological process (GO): microtubule-based movement
Molecular function (GO): ATP binding; microtubule motor activity; microtubule binding
Source: RefSeq, a predicted model, not a curated record